UUUUGACUUUGACCUAGCAACUCCACUGGAAAAUGCCUUGAAAACAUCGGAAAUUCGUUUGCCAGAUCCCAUUUUCACCAGUGAGAGUUGUGAAAUCUGUCCUCGACUCCUUCAUCGUCUUCUCUUUGUCUUUUGUGUGUGAGAGAGAGCGAGAGAGAGAGAGAAGAAGAUGGUGAACGGCAUAUUGGAGGUGCUGCUAGUGGAUGCCCGAGGCUUGGAGGGGACCGAUUUCUUGGCAGGUCGAAUGGAUCCGUAUGUGUUGAUUCAGUAUAAGAGCCAAGAACGCAAGAGCAGCGUCCGUCGAGGAGAAGGUAGCAACCCAGUCUGGAAUGAGAAAUUUACCAUCCGAGUGGAGUACCCUGUGGCAGAUGACCAGUGCAAGCUUUUCCUCAGAAUCAUGGACAAGGACACUUUCUCCGCCGACGACUUUGUUGGAGAAGCCACGAUCCACUUGAAGGAUCUAAUUGCAUUGGGCUUUGAAAAUGGAGGAGCUGAGUUACAUCCACGCAAGUAUAGUGUCGUCAAGACAGACCAAACUUACUGUGGAGAGAUUCGAGUUGGCUUCACUUUCACCCCAUUGGCGGAAAGGGAAAUGGACCUGAACGAAGAAGAGUUGGGAGGAUGGAGGCAAAGCUCUUUCUGAUACAACAAUAUUUUUUGAAUCAUAUACGAGGUCAAUGGGAUUUACAUUUUAUGAGAUUAAUGAAACAUGUCUAAUGGAAACUGAAGACCUCUUCUUUUCUUGCAUUCCUUAACCCCAUUAGAUGUAGUAUAUUUGUUAGAUUUGGUGAGAUAAUAUACAGUUUCUAAUUUAUGAUUUA
Molecule: messenger RNA, 821 nt
Organism: Macadamia integrifolia
Lineage: Eukaryota; Viridiplantae; Streptophyta; Magnoliopsida; Proteales; Proteaceae
Product: elicitor-responsive protein 1-like
Exons: 5
Coding region: 170-643 (157 amino acids)
Source: RefSeq, a predicted model, not a curated record